Molecule: messenger RNA, 267 nt
Organism: Amoebophrya sp. A25
Lineage: Eukaryota; Dinophyceae; Syndiniales; Amoebophryaceae
Source: the annotation of a GenBank genome assembly
AUGAUUUUGCCUCGUCUUGUUCUUUAUACUACUAAUAUUUUUAUGAUGUUCUCAACAAAUAUCAUGUUCAUCUCAACAAUCUUCUCGCGGCGAUAUUAUGAAGAUAAUAGUGGCCCUGGUUCUUGUUCUAGUGGACAGGCAUGGACUGCUCCUGGAUGGGCAGCACAGCCUGCUCCUGGAUGGUCGCCGGAUUAUAGUGGUCGACGCCGACGGGGAGCAGCAGGGUGGUCUUGGUCGGGUAAGGUAUUAGGGAUUUUUUGUGUUGUG